UAGUAAUUGCAUUGCAAUACAUUAUAUAAUAAAAUAAUGGCCUUAAAAAUAGUCAUAAUCGCAGCUGUAGUUAUGACAGUACUGGUCAUCAGUGGACUUGUAGUAUUGGGCGUAUAUUUCAUUUGGUUGACACCCGACUCAAGUAAUAAGUCGACUAACAGUACCACAACUGCUGUCAUUAAUGUCAACCGUGCUUUGACUGUCAGUACGACUCGUAAGAGAAUCACAGAAAUACCGUACGGUAUGACAGCUCCUGGUGAUUGGUAUAAAAAACUGCCCGUCCCACCCGAUAAUAUGACUAAAUUUAGUCGGUCAUGUCUGAAGGCACAUAACUACUAUCGGUCCUUUCAUAAGGUUCCCAAUCUGACACUCUCUCAGUUUCUCAUUGACUAUUCGUGGAAACGGGCGCUUGAAUUGAGAGCACAGGGAUGUAAUUCAUUAAAGCACCCGAACUGGCAUCCGAACCGACCCGGAGAUAAUAUAUGGUUUUUCUGUAAUUCAAAGAUAUUGUCACCUGAAUUCAUGGCUAACAAUGUUCACUGUUAUUCAGCUGUCUGGGCCUGGUAUGACGAAUUGAAAUAUUAUAACUACAAAACUGAAAACCCAUUUCCACAAUUCAAAGACAAACUGAUCAACCAUUUCACUCAAGUUGUUUGGCUCGGAUCUGUUGAAUUGGGAUGUUCUGUCAUUCAAAACUAUACGACCAAAUGUGUUACCAUGAUAUGCACCUACUGGCCCGGAGGUAACAUUAACUAUGAACACUACAAAAAUGUAUUCAAACCAAUUCAAAAUGCAUCGAUGUUUAAAAUUGAUUGA
Molecule: messenger RNA, 816 nt
Organism: Oppia nitens
Lineage: Eukaryota; Metazoa; Arthropoda; Arachnida; Sarcoptiformes; Oppiidae
Exons: 3
Coding region: 37-816 (259 amino acids)
Source: RefSeq, a predicted model, not a curated record